Molecule: messenger RNA, 2556 nt
Organism: Micropterus dolomieu (smallmouth bass)
Lineage: Eukaryota; Metazoa; Chordata; Actinopteri; Centrarchiformes; Centrarchidae
Gene: nefla
Product: neurofilament light chain a
Exons: 4
Coding region: 134-2281 (715 amino acids)
Biological process (GO): neurofilament bundle assembly
Cellular component (GO): intermediate filament; axon; postsynaptic intermediate filament cytoskeleton
Molecular function (GO): structural constituent of postsynaptic intermediate filament cytoskeleton
Source: RefSeq, a predicted model, not a curated record
UGUCCUGCUAUAAAAGCUCAGCCUGCUGCAGCAGCAAGCAGUCGAGGCUUAAUCCUCAGCCCUGCACACACCUCCACACAGGCACAUACACAAAGAGGAGAGGGAGAGCAGCCGGUCCUCCCACCACUCAGCCAUGAGUAGCAUUGGAUAUGACCCCUACUACUCCACGUCAUACAAACGCUGGUAUGUCGAGGCACCCCCUCGUGUUGUGACCAGAGGGAGGACCCACUCCGUCUACUCCUCCCAUGCUUCCCCGCUGUCCUCCUCCCGUCUGCAGUACUCCUCUCCUGGCCGGGUGCUGCUCUCCUCCUCCUCGCAAGCCUCUUCCCUGGAGCUGGAGCUCAGCCAGGCAGCCCAGAUCAGCUCUGACUUCCGCACCAUACGCACCCAAGAGCGCAGCCAGCUGCAGGACCUCAACGACCGCUUUGCUGGCUUCAUUGAGAGAGUGCGUGAGCUGGAGCAACAGAACCGCGCUUUGGAGGCAGAGCUGCUGCUGCUGAGGCAGAGGUACCAUGAGCCGUCCCGCCUGAGGGCGCUGUACGAGCAAGAGGCCCGGUCCCUCAGAGCAGCUGUGGAUCAAGCCAGGGCAGAACAGCAGGCUGUCCUUGGACAAAGAGAGCGGCUUGAACAAACCCUGAGCGCCCUGCAGGGUCGAUAUGAGGAGGAAGUGCUGGCUCGUGAAGAGGCCGAGGGCAGGCUGAUGGAGGCCCGUCGUGAGUCCGACCAGGCCAACUUAGCUAAGGCUGAGCUGGAGAAGAGCAUCGAAACUCUCCUGGAGGAGCUUGCCUUCCUCAAGAGGAUUCAUGAAGGUGAGGUGGCCGAGCUUCAGGCCCAGGUCCAGCUCGGCGUCCAGGUGGCGGUAGAGUCUGAGGCCGCAACUCCAGACCUCUCUGGGGCUCUCAGGGACAUCCGGUCCCAGUAUGAAAGGCUGGCAGCAAGAAACAUGCAGGCAGCAGAGGAUUGGUUCAGAGGGAAGGUGGGCUCCAUGACUGAAACUGUGGCCCAGCACAGUGACGCCAUGAGAAGCUCCAAGGACGAAGCAGGAGAGUACCGACGCCAGCUCCAGGCCCGCCUACUGGAGAUCGAUGCAUGCAGAGGCCUCAAUGAGUCCCUAGAGAAGCAGCUACAUGAGAUGGAGGAGAAGCAGAGUGCUGAGAUAGCUGCCAUGCAGGACACCAUUGCAGAGUUGGAGGGUGAGCUGAGGGGCACCAAGCAUGAAAUGGCACGCUACCUGAAAGACUACCAGGACCUUCUGAAUGUCAAGAUGGCUCUGGACAUCGAGAUUGCUGCGUACAGGAAGCUGCUGGAAGGGGAGGAGUCUCGCUUCAGUGUAGGAGUGGCUGGGGGAAUGUCCUCUAUGUACAGCCACAGUUUGUCAGCGUCCUGCUUCGCCCGGCCCGUCCUCUCCAGCUUCAGCUCUGGCACCUCCUACCCGAUGACAUCACGCCUGUUCAGCUCCAGCGUCAGCACCACCGAGGGGAUCAUCUCUGCCAGCCACGCCCCACAAGCAGAGGCCAGCCCACCUGGUGAAGAGGAGGAGGCGGAGGAGGAGGUAAAGGAGGAAGAGGAGGAGGAGAAGGAAGAAGAGGGAGGAGAGGAGACAGAGGAGACAAAGGAGGCAGAGGAGAAGGAGGAGGAAGAAGAGGGAGGAGAGGAGGAGGGAGAUAAAGAGAAAGAAGAUGAAGAGGUGGCUAAGGAGGAAGAUGGAGAGGCUAAGGAGGGAGAAGAGGGUGGUGAUGAGCAGGAGCAAAAGGAAGAGGUGACAGAGGCCACUGAAGAUGAGGGGGAGAAAGAGGACAAAGGAGAAGGAGAGGAGACCGAGAGUAAAGAAGAAGCACACGAGGAAGUAAAAACAGAAGGAGGUGAUGAAAAAGAUGAGGAUGCAAAAGAAGCAGAAGAAGAGGAAAAGGAAGAAGCAAAAGAAAGCGAAGAGAAAGAAGACAAAGCUGAUGCCAAGAAAGACGAUAAGGCCGAUGACAAAGCUGCUCCAAAGACAGACGACAAAGCCGACGACAAAGAGGACAAAGAGGACAAAGAGGACAAAGCCGACGACAAAGAGGACAAAGCUGUUCCAAAGACAGACGACAAAGCUGACGACAAAGAGGUAAAAGCUGACGACAAAGAGGUAAAAGCUGACGACAAAGAGGUAAAAGCUGACGACAAAGAGGACAAAGCUGCGCCGAAGGCAGACGACAAAGCUGAAGCCAAAAAGGAGAAAGAGGAGGGAAAAGCAGACAAACCUGAAGCUGCCGAAGAAAAGAGCACAAAGGCUAAAAAGUAAGCCAGUAGCCUCAGCAAACUUCAGUCAAGACUUCAGCUCGAUAACCAGUAGAGGCAUCUACGCUAUCCUCUCAAAUCUGCUUGUUAACAUGGUGCUCAAUAAAACCGUCCAAUAGCCAUUUACAGCAACAAAUCAAGGUUAACUGCUUGCCAAUAUCCAGAGUAGUCCAUGACAGUCCUGCUGCACACAUCCUUAUGAGUGUAAUAUGUGUAAUUGCUGAAUGCCAAAGUGAGUGUGUGAGAUUUUGGUGUUUAAAUAAACACCUCUUAAAGCCA